Maudiozyma saulgeensis is the source of this 528-nucleotide messenger RNA. The record is from the annotation of a GenBank genome assembly. NCBI's taxonomy places the organism in Eukaryota, Fungi, Ascomycota, Saccharomycetes, Saccharomycetales, Saccharomycetaceae.
AUGGGUGGCACUCCUUCAAAAAUUGUGGAUAGUCUACUGGAAGACACGAAUUUCGACAGAGAUGAAAUAGAGAGACUUAGAAAAAGAUUUAUGAAAUUGGAUAGAGAUAGCUCGGGAUCAAUAGAUAAAAAUGAAUUUAUGAGUAUUCCUGGUGUGUCAUCGAAUCCUCUUGCAGCAAGAAUAAUGGAAGUAUUUGACACAGAUAAUAGUGGUGAUGUAGAUUUUCAAGAGUUUAUUACUGGUUUGUCCAUCUUCAGUGGUAGGGGAAGUAAAGAUGAUAAAUUGAAUUUUGCCUUUAAAAUAUACGAUAUAGAUAAAGAUGGUUAUAUAUCUAAUGGUGAAUUGUUUAUUGUGUUGAAGAUUAUGGUAGGAAAUAAUUUAGAUGACGAACAAUUACAACAAAUAGUGGAUAGAACCAUAAUGGAGAAUGAUAGUGAUGGAGAUGGUCGUCUCGAUUUCCAAGAAUUUAAGAAUGCUAUUGAGACAACUGAAGUUAUCAAGAGUUUGACAUUAAAGUAUGAUGUCUAG